Molecule: messenger RNA, 2299 nt
Organism: Magnolia sinica
Lineage: Eukaryota; Viridiplantae; Streptophyta; Magnoliopsida; Magnoliales; Magnoliaceae
Product: DNA polymerase kappa
Exons: 14
Coding region: 72-2147 (691 amino acids)
Biological process (GO): error-prone translesion synthesis
Cellular component (GO): nucleus
Molecular function (GO): DNA-directed DNA polymerase activity; damaged DNA binding
Source: RefSeq, a predicted model, not a curated record
GUGGCAUGUCUUUAUAAAUACCGCGAAAGCCUCUAUUUUGGCGGUCUUUUCCCUCCUGCAUAGAGAGAGAGAUGGGAGGGAGGUCAGAUGGAGGAGGAGAUCGGCCAUGGCAGUCUUAUACUACCGUAUAUACAAAUGCCAAAGCAGGAAUGGAUGGAGUUGACAAGGAGAAAGUGCAAAGGAUAGUCUAUGAGAUGAGCAAAGGCUCAAAAUAUUUCGAGAAUGAGCAACGCAAGGAGGCAUUCAUACAACAAAAAAUAGAGCACAUGCGUGCUCUAUGUGCAAAGCUCUCGCCGCUGGAUAUAUCUCAUUUUCAGAUGAUUGCUGAUAAAAGAAUCUCAGAGCUGGAAGCUACACGUGACCUGUCAAAAAUUUGGCUACAUGUUGAUAUGGAUGCUUUUUAUGCUGCUGUUGAGACACUAGAAAAUCCUUCAUUGAAGGGGAAGCCAUUAGCUGUUGGUGGCAUGUCUAUGAUCUGCACAGCUAGUUAUGAGGCUCGGAGAUUUGGGGUUCGUGCUGCAAUGCCUGGUUUUAUUGCAUGUAAAUUAUGCCCGGAUUUGAUUUUUGCUCCCCCAAAUUUCAAGAAAUAUACUUAUUACAGUGAACUGACAAGAAAAGUUUUUCAGAAGUAUGAUCCCAACUUCAUAGCAACUAGUCUGGAUGAAGCAUACCUCAAUAUAACCGAGGUCUGCAAAGAAAGAGGUGUGAGGGGUGAAGAAAUUGCUGAAGAGCUCAGGACAGAUGUUUACGAGGUGACUGGUCUUACAUGUAGUGCUGGCGUGGCACCAAAUCGCUUGCUUGCAAAGGUUUGCUCGGAUAUAAAUAAGCCGAAUGGGCAGUUUGUUUUGCCAAAUGACCGGAUGGCUGUCAUGACAUUUAUAUCAUCGCUACCGAUAAGGAAGAUUGGAGGCAUUGGGAAGGUGACAGAAAGUGUCCUAAGGGAUGUUCUUGGAAUCAUGACGUGUGAAGAGAUGCUACAAAAGAGUGCUUUCGUUUGUGCGUUAUUUUCUCAUUGCUCAACAGACUUUUUUCUAUCUGUGGGAUUGGGCAUAGGGAAAACUGAUACUCCUCAAGGUAAGCUGCGGAAAAGUAUGAGCAGCGAGAGAACAUUUUCUGCCACUGAAGAUGAGACGUUGCUUUUUCAAAGAUUGGCGGAUAUUGCGGAAACCUUGUCUAGUGACAUGCAAAAGGAAGGUCUUGGUGGUCGAACUUUGACACUGAAAGUGAAGACUGCAUCUUUUGAGGUUCGGACUAGAGCCAUGUCUUUGCAAAGGUAUAUUUGCUCAAGGGAGGAUAUCUUAAACCAUGCUACCAAGUUGCUAAAGGCAGAGCUCCCUCUUUCCGUGAGGCUUCUUGGUCUGCGCGUGUCGCAGUUCAAUGAUGACAGGUUGGGUCAUACCGAUCGCUCUCAAAAGACUCUCAUGGAUUUUGUAAUCUCAGGAGACACUUCUCGAAAAGUUACAGGUGGUAACAAUUCCUUGGUUUCGGAGAUUAAUGAUAAUAAUCUCAUGCAUUUUUGUCUUCCUGCUCACGGCGAUGGGGUCGGUCUGUCAAAUGAUGAUCUCCAUCAAUAUUUCAUCCCGGAUGAUUCUGGAUGCCCAUCUGAUUCUGAUCAUCUGUCUGAUCUUGAACAUAAGUGCCACACUGUUGAUAAUGCUGCUGCUGAAAUGCAUCAAAGCACAAGAUCUUUGAAAGAUGAAGAGCAUGCAACCCAGCUAGCCCAUGUUACACGAUCUCAUGAAACAGAACAUUGUUGUUCAUCUGGACAGUCCGAGGCCAACAACAUGGGUGAAAAGGAAAACAUAACUAGUCUCUUAGAUGAUAAAGUGGUAAUCUCAUCCUGUCGAGAAGAAAAACCCUUUUGGAUAGAUGACUACAGAUGUUCACUUUGUGGGAUUGAACUGCCUCCAAGUUUUGCUGAGGAGAGACAAGAACACUCUGACUACCAUCUUGCGGAGAUGCUUCAGAAGGAGGAAUCGAUGCAUAUCUCAGGAGACCUUAUGCAACGGCAGAGUUUCCUUACUAGGUCCAUUAAAAAAGCACGGCAUGCUAAAGAAAGUGCACGUAAGAAGCAAAAGUCAUCCCCCAAAGACGGCAAGUAUCUUCCCAUUGAUUUGUUCUUUCUUAAGGGUAAUAAGAACUUGUAGUAUAGUAUUUCUAUUUGCUGAUGUAUAUAUCAAAAGGUUCAUUUUUCUUCUUCAAUUCCAAGUUAUAUGUACCAUAAUGAGGGUGUUUUAAUAUCAUGAAGUAGCACGAUUGUUUGAAGCUUAACCUCAACAUUCCAUAAUAAAAUUCCUUA